AUGCCGGGUGUGGUGCUGAUUCCACGUGGACCUGGCCCCGUCAAUACUUUGGGCUUUACUGUGCUGCGGCCGCGGAUCCGCGCCCCCUCGCGCCGAGCCAGGGAGUCCGAGAAUGGUGAAAGUGCAGACGAGAAACGGCCCAAACGGCGAAGACAUAUGUCCAAGCCGCGCAAGGACAGUGGCACAGAUCGAGUCCGCCAGCGGCUUCGCUCAUGGAACAGGGAGGCCAGUGAGGAGAACCCACACAUGCGGCCCCGCUCUUGCUCGCGCAGCGUUGCAGACACUGCCGGGACGGAAGAGGACAGUGGCCACCAGGAAGCGCACAGGCCUCUUCGGCGAAGACGUCGCAAGGUGCCAAAGAAGCGCCGCGGGGCUCUGCGGCAAAGCGCCUUGCGUCCUCGUCUGCAUGUCUCUGCACGCGUUCGUGGAUUGCAGGAAGAUUAUGAUUCGGAGCUUCUGAGCAAGUGCAUGCUCACCAGGCAAACGAAGGACGGGCCGAACAGCCACAAACCACAGGAGCCGGAUCCACCGCCAGAGGGCGCUCGCGAGAAAUCAAGGCUCGUCGAGCAAGUCGCAGAGCUGGAGGAUGACCUAAAGCAACCGAUCUCUAUGGUGCCUCAAUCUGGUGAUGUGCUCCAGGAGGCCGAUCGGUCAAGUCAUGGUCCUUUGAUGGCGGAGUGUUUCGAGUCGGCAGCGCUGCUGACAUCUGUGCCCGUGCUGGAAGCCGCAGAUACUGCAAUUGGUGCUGUCGCUUCGACGGCUCUGACGCACGAGCAGGAACCAUUGCAGGCAGAUACCCAGAAGGUUUCUGCAGGUCCCAGACGCUUUCAGCGGCCUCGCUGGUGGCGGCCCCAACGGGCAGUGGUGCCCGCAGCCAUGCUACAGCUUCAGGAGCUCUGCACCGAAAUGAAGGCGGAACGCCGAGCGCUCUGCAAGGCUACACGGGGGUCCGCGAAGGAUGGCGUUGGCGCUGCCGCAGAGCUGCGACAGUUGCUGCAGAAGUGUGGGCAAGACUUGGAGACGCGCUUCGACUCGCUGGCAGCACGCUUUAGUGCGAAUUGUCAGGAGCGGAAGGUGUUGACAAUGCAACAUCAAGAGCUUCAGCUGGCCUACGCGAAGCUUCUCGCCGGGCCGGAAUGGAAGCCUCGGAGGGGGGCCCUGAGGCCGCCGUCGACCCUGCACUCCCAAAGUUGGGGUGGAGGUGAGGACUCGAACCCCGAGUCAGACGACGACGUCAUCGUUGAGGAGGCACCGGUGGAGCCUGCGAUGGGCGUGUCCGAGCGGAUACCAAAGCAG
This is a messenger RNA of Symbiodinium necroappetens, 1296 nucleotides long. Lineage: Eukaryota; Dinophyceae; Suessiales; Symbiodiniaceae. The record is from the annotation of a GenBank genome assembly.